AUGAUGUUUCUUUUGUUCCUUAGCGGCUUGAGUCCAGCAAAUGACAGCGGAGCCAAAAAGAAGAAAAAGAAACCCAAACGGAAGAAAGAGAAAGGAGGAGAUCAGCCCGACCAGGCUCAGGACCAGCCAGUGAAGGUGAACUCUUUACCUGCUGAGAGGAUCCAGGAGAUUCAAAAAGCCAUCGAGCUCUUCUCUGUAGGUCAGGGCCCUGCCAAAACCAUGGAGGAAGCCAGCAAGAGGAGCUACCAGUUCUGGGACACGCAGCCAGUGCCCAAGCUAGGAGAAGUGGUGAACACCCAUGGUCCUGUUGAGCCAGACAAAGACAAUAUCCGUCAGGAGCCAUACACUUUGCCCCAGGGCUUCACCUGGGAUGCCCUGGACCUUGGGGAUAGGGGCGUGCUGAAAGAGCUGUACACGCUUCUGAACGAGAACUACGUGGAGGACGAUGACAACAUGUUCCGGUUCGAUUACUCUCCCGAGUUCCUGCUGUGGGCACUGCGUCCUCCGGGCUGGUUGCCCCAGUGGCACUGUGGAGUCAGGGUUGUCUCCAGCAAGAAGCUGGUUGGGUUUAUCAGCGCGAUUCCAGCCGCUAUCCACAUCUAUGACACAGAGAAGAAGAUGGUAGAGAUAAACUUCUUGUGCGUCCACAAAAAAUUGCGCUCAAAACGGGUGGCUCCAGUUCUGAUCCGUGAGAUCACGCGGCGGGUUCAUCUGGAGGGGAUCUUUCAGGCUGUUUACACUGCGGGAGUGGUGCUGCCAAAACCUGUGGGGACUUGCAGGUACUGGCACCGGUCCCUGAAUCCUCGGAAACUCAUUGAGGUCAAAUUUUCCCACCUGAGCAGGAACAUGACUAUGCAACGUACCAUGAAGCUUUACCGGUUGCCCGAGACUCCCAAGACUCCCGGCUUGCGGCCAAUGGAGCACAGAGAUAUCUCCGCAGUGCACAAGCUCUUGACCGAGUACCUGAAGCAGUUCCACCUGACACCCGUCAUGAGCCGAGAGGAGGUGGAGCACUGGUUCUUACCUCAGGAGAACAUCAUCGACACCUUUGUCGUAGAGAGCACCCCAGGGGAGGUGACAGACUUCCUGAGCUUCUACACACUGCCCUCCACCAUCAUGAACCACCAGACUCACAAGAGCCUGAAAGCUGCUUACUCCUUCUACAACGUUCACACCAAGACGCCUCUCAUCGACCUCAUGAGUGAUGCUCUCAUACUUGCCAAGUCGAAAGGAUUUGACGUCUUCAAUGCACUGGAUCUCAUGGAAAACAAAACCUUCCUGGAGAAGCUGAAGUUUGGGAUUGGGGACGGGAACCUGCAGUAUUACCUGUACAAUUGGAAGUGUCCCAGCAUGGCACCAGAGAAGGUCGGACUGGUGUUGCAGUAA
Phaethon lepturus (White-tailed tropicbird) is the source of this 1386-nucleotide messenger RNA. It is a transcript of the gene NMT1, whose product is annotated as N-myristoyltransferase 1. Gene Ontology annotation, molecular function: glycylpeptide N-tetradecanoyltransferase activity. Gene Ontology annotation, cellular component: cytoplasm. The coding region runs from base 1 to 1386 and encodes 461 amino acids. Lineage: Eukaryota; Metazoa; Chordata; Aves; Phaethontiformes; Phaethontidae. The record is from RefSeq and is a predicted model, not a curated record. Gene Ontology annotation, biological process: N-terminal peptidyl-glycine N-myristoylation. The transcript has 11 exons.